Molecule: messenger RNA, 3931 nt
Organism: Penaeus vannamei (Pacific white shrimp)
Lineage: Eukaryota; Metazoa; Arthropoda; Malacostraca; Decapoda; Penaeidae
Product: methylenetetrahydrofolate reductase (NADPH)
Biological process (GO): tetrahydrofolate interconversion
Cellular component (GO): cytosol
Molecular function (GO): methylenetetrahydrofolate reductase [NAD(P)H] activity; FAD binding
Source: RefSeq, a predicted model, not a curated record
GGCCAACGCUGUCUCGGUCUCAUUUCCCCUUAGCUUAAACCGGAGAGCGAGUAGAAAACCACGACCGCCGAGACUGUGACACGCCGCCAACUGUAGCCCUGUUACGAGGGGUAACUUCUAUAGAGACACGAGUGGCACUUGAUUUUGACAAGUUUUGCUGUAAGUGGACAUCAUGGUGAAGGAAGGUGCUACAACACUGCCCUCACCAGGUACUCCUGCAGCCUUGCCUAUUCUGAAGGAUUUUCUCAGCCACAGAGAUGGGAAUCCUGUUGAUUAUAGCCAUGUGGAUGAUGAUCUCCACAUGCCGGAGUACUUAACUGGCUACCACAGUUUAAGAGAAAAGAUCCAUAGUCGGAUAGAAUCAAAAGACAAAUUCUUCUCACUGGAGUUUUUCCCACCUAGGACGAAAGGUGGUGCAGUGAACCUCUUAGCCAGGUUUGAUCGCAUGCGUGAAGGAGACCCCCUUUUCUGUGAUAUUACAUGGCAUCCUGCUGGCAACCCAGGAGGAGACACAGAGACCUCAUCUAUGACUAUUGCUGGUGCUGCCUUGAACUACAGCGGCCUAGAGACAAUGCUGCACAUGACAUGUUGCUCUAUGACCAAAGCAGAAAUCAGCAGGCACCUUCAGCGAGCUAAGGACAUAGGCCUUAAAAAUAUUUUAGCACUGAGAGGAGAUCUUCCAAGUGGCAAGGAUAGUUGGGAACUCUCUGAGGAUGGGUUCAACUAUGCUACAGAUCUUGUCAAACAUAUCAAAAAGGAAUUUGGAGAUUACUUUGUUACAUGUGUAGCUGGUUAUCCCACAGGCCACCCUGAGGCCACAUCAUAUGAGGAUGACUUGAAGCACCUGAAAGAAAAGGUUGAUGCUGGAGCUGACUUCAUCAUAACGCAGCUAUUCUUCAAGGCAGGGACAUUCAUCAAGUUUGUGAAUGACUGCCGGGCUAUUGGCAUCACAUGCCCUAUCAUCCCAGGGCUCAUGCCUAUCCAGAGCUAUGAUUCCCUAAGGCACAUUGUCAAGCUCUCAAAGUUAGAUGUCCCAGAGGACAUCAUGAAUGUAGUUGCGCCAUUGAAGGACAAUGAUGAAGCGAUCAGGAACUAUGGGAUUCAUCAGAUGUGCACACUUAUCAAGGAGUUGUUUGCAGCUGACAUGGCUCCUGGAAUACACUUUUAUACACUAAACAGAGAAGUAGCAACUACAGCCAUUCUGAAGCAACUUGGCUUGUGGGCAGCUUCUCCGAGGAGACCUUUACCUUGGAAAAUGGCUGCUAAUCACAAACGGAGUGGAGAAGAUGUCCGUCCAAUAUUCUGGGCUACUCGACCAAAAGCUUAUGUGUACAGAACACAGCAUUGGGAUGAAUUUCCGAAUGGAAGAUGGGGGGCUUCAGAAUCGCCUGCAUUUGGUGAAUUGAAAGAUUACUACCUUUUCUACCUCAAGAGUAAGAGUUCUAAAGAGGAGCUGCUCUCAAUGUGGGGAGAAACACUGGAGAGUGAGCAAGAUGUUUGGGAUGUGUUCCAUGCAUACUUGACGGGUGCGCUGAAUAAGGCAGGCCGGAAAGUGACCAAAGUUCCUUGGAAUGACGAUGAGCUAAGUUCAGAGACUUCCUUGUUAAAAGACAAGUUGGCCGACUUCAAUAAACGUGGUGUUCUUACCAUCAACUCCCAGCCUAGAGUGGAUGGCGCAAGCAGUGAGGACCCAGUUGUGGGCUGGGGAAUGCCUGGUGGAUAUGUCUACCAGAAAGCCUACCUGGAAUUUUUCACUUCGAAGGAGAAUGUUGACGCCCUUCUAAAUGUGUUACCACUCUUCCCCAGAAUUAAUUAUCACAUUCUGACUAAAGAUGGCAAAGCAGAUUUUAGUAACUGCCAUCAACACCGUCCAAUGGCUGUGACCUGGGGCGUUUUGGGGGAGAUUAUUCAACCUACUGUAGUGGAUCCUAGUAGCUUUAAGGCAUGGAGGGAUGAAGCCUUUGGUCUCUGGGAUGAACAGUGGGGAAAUCUGUACCCAGCAGAGUCCCAGUCAAGGCAAAUAAUAUCCCAGAUUACCAGCACUUACUACCUCGUCAAUCUUGUCGACAACGAUUACCAGAAGGAGUCCUGUCUCUGGGAUGCCCUAGAGGCUAUGUUUGCCUGGAGAAAACUGAAGGAGGAGAAGCAGGAUGAGCAGAAGAAUGAGAAGGACCUCUGUGUAUGUGUUCAGGGGUAGUAUGUUUGUUAUUGCUUGUGUUCCUCAGUAGAAGUCAGGUUUUAAUGUGUUAAGUGUAUUGCCAUCUAUCUUAUAGAUUUUUAGGCCGUGUUAAAGAGGAAUGGUGUAAGAUAUAAGAAAUAUAAUUUCUUUCCAAAGAUAUUACAGCCAGUCCAUUCUUGUUAUUUAUUUUGGUAUGUGCUAAUACAACUACUAGUUUUUUUGGUAUCCAUUUAUUGAAAAGUUUAGUUUUGAUAUUUGAUUUGAAGAUUUGCCCCUUUUUAAGUACUCGUAUAAUUGACGGAUAUCCAUGUGCAAAUCAGUUGCAUUAGGAAGCAAAGUAAGACUCAGUUUUGUUUUUAUUAGUUGCUUUGUCAUUGUUUUAAUCACUGCAUUAUAUUUAUUUUAUUUGUAAAAAAUUUAUUUUUCUUUUUUUCAUGGAAGGAAAUAAUUAUGAAAUUUUAGACUUCAUUUUGAUUGUCAUAGAAUAAACAUUAGCCUUUUUUGUAAUUAGAUUAAGACUUUUUGUUUCCCAACAGGAUUAUAUGAAAACAUUUUUAUUGGAUAAUAAAAGAUUAUUUCACAAGGAAUUAGUGAUAUUUUUAUAGGUUUUAUUACAUAGAAAGUACAGGCUUUGUUGCAGUUGUGCAUUAUGACAUAGCUAGUUAUUGGUUUCUUAAGUUGUUCAUAUAAUGCUGUUGCAAAAACACAGGUGCUGUUACAUUGUAAUUUAAACUUGAUGCAUUACUUUUUAUCUUUGUGUUUUAACUUAGUAGUGUAAUUUUAUGUAAUCUUUGUUUCUGGAAUGUAGUAUGAUGAUAAACUGCCAGGCUGUUUCAAGCCAAUCUGAUGACACUGUGAUUCCCUUUGACAUAAUGCUGUUUUAUAAGUAGAAAAAGAACAAAGCAUACACCACUGGUUUCUUGGUGCAGUUUUCCGACAUUAUUUACUUUAAAAACAAAGAAGACUUGCUAUUUUCUUUUCUUAUAAAACAGUGAUUAUUAUUUUAGAAAGAUAGGUAAAUUGGUUAAUAAAAUAACCAUAUUAUCUCUCAUUUAUUUCUUCUUUUGGUUUUAUGGCUAAUUGGUUCUUGAAGAUUAGUUCUUUAGUCAAACAUGAAGCACAUACCUUGUAAGUGCAUCCUUUUUUAUUAUGCUUUUAAAGAGGAUGCUUUUGACCGGUGAAAUUCCAAAUCAGUUUCUUAUUUGGAGUCAGUUACAGGAGAAAAAAAGUUAGUUUUUUAUAUCCUCUUCUCAUGAUGGAUACACAGCUCAGGGAGUAAAGCUGAUCUCAGUUUUUUACCACAUGCAAACAGUGUUCAUUUCUGUCACUGCACACACAUCAUUCAUUGCUCAUAGUUCAUUAUUUACUUAUCAGUAACCAUUAAGAGCUGUAACAUUUUAUGGAUCAUUUUUUGCAUUUAGAUGAUUUAGUAUUUUGUAAAAGAUUAUAGUAUAUAAUCCUCUUCAGCCACCAUCUGCAACUCGUUCAUCCUUGUUCAGCUUUGUAUCCACAUGAAUAAAAUAGUCUUGCCAUUGUCAGGCACUGAAUGUCCUUUAGGUUCGUUCACACCCACUUCAGUCACUCAUUAUUUAUGUUAUCAUUGGCCCAUUGGAUAAUGCUUACAUUGACUAUAAGUAUUAUCGAAUGUGGUUAAUACACAAAUGUGUAUGCUAUCAUGUAGUUUGUAAUUGAAAGUAAAUGGGUCUGACCUUUGUAUGUUUAGACAGAAGUUUCAAUAAAUGAUAUUUUUAA